AACAAGUACAAAUGGCAAGUUUGUAACAGUAUUUAGAGGGAUUUGACAUUUCAGUAUAGUUCCCAGCUGAAUAUCACACAAAUCAGACGAAGAAAGAAUAAUCCAUUUUCCCAAAUAGAAUCAUUCCAUCAUCAAAAUCUUUUACUAGUACUAUUUUCACCCUCUCAAAUCUCAAAUCUUUCUCUCAACUAACAAAUCCAAAUCAAACCCUAAAUAAAAAAAACCCCAAAAUGUCAACAACAGCAGAUGAAGUAAUCAACACAAUUGCCCUAUCAUUCACUGAUUUCCCAGAAGAUGUUCAGCUCAACAUCCUCUCAUUUCUCACUCCUUUAGAUAUCUCCAAUUUCGCAUGCACUUCUAAGCGCUUCGUUACUCUCUGCCGUGACGACAGGAAACUAUGGUUUUCCAUGUGUGAACGAAAAUGGGGCUCGAAAACCCACAUUAACAAAUGGGGUAACGGUAUGAUAUCGUAUAAGAUUCUUUACUAUACACUUUUGCAGUAUGAGAAUCUUAUUGGAUUUUGGCGGAGAAGUGGGGUUGAAACGGAUGUUCCCUUGGUGUUUUUCGAGUGGGGGAGGUUUUAUGUGGCGGGUUCGAGGGUGAAGCCGUCGAAAACGGGGAGUUAUGACGCGGUGAAAAUGCCGUUUUUGUGGAUGGGGAUUACGUCGAAGGGGGAAGUUGUUAAUUAUCUUGAUCCCGUAGGGAAGUUGGAGUUGAAUGAAAAUGUGAUGAAUUUGGAUGAUUUGGGAGUUGUGGAGAGUGAUUUGGUUCCUGUGAAUGUGAAUUUUAUGGGGAAGAAUCAUGUUGUUGUGGAGGAAAAUGGGAGUGGAUUUGGGUAUUCGGCGAGAGGUUCGAGCUCGAGCUCAGGGAAUGUGAGGGAAGAGGAGUAUGAGGAUUUGUGUGGGUCGCCUGGGAGUUUGCCGGAUAAGUUGAUGUCCGAGAUUUAUCAGUAUUUUGCUAACAAGACGAGUCCGGGUGGGAAUGGGUCUGCGAGGAGACAGAGAAGGAGGGAGAGAGAAAGGCAGGGAAGAAGGAAAUGGGAGCCAGAAGAUUAUGUGAAAAUAGUGAAUCCUUUGCCUACGCCAGACAGGCCGUUGCAGGGCUUGUGGAAGGGAUUCUGUGAUGACACAACUUUGGAGUUCUUCCUUGUCUCGUAUGAUGAUAUUGGUGGCAUUGCUUGCAGAAGGCUUGUGGAAUUAUGUAAACCUUUCUCUGCCUAUGCCCCAGUAUUUUGGACUUCGAAUACCACAUUCAUUCGGUCGCCUUUAUCUUCAGAAGAAGAAAACAUAUAUGAGAGUCGCAUGCAUAUUCAGCCCCUUUCUGAAGCUGAUGAACCGUGUGAGGUUCUGCCUAGUUCUGAUAAGAGAGUAAUUUUGUGCAUGCAUUUCAUGAACUCGAGCUACGACUUGGUUAUUCCAGAUUUGGCAGGAAGCACUGUAAAUCCUAGGCAGGCGGAGGGAAGGAUUUGGCAGUAUGAAGAUGGGACCUUUGGGUUUGGUUUUCUGCGAGACAAUUACAUUAUAGACUUGAGAUGUAUUGCUCAGAAUGGUCAGAUUUUGGAGGUAGCAGAUUUUUCUGGUGAAUGAUCUUGCUGUGUACAUUAAUAGUCAAAAGAGAGAAAGUGCAGCAGAAAAUUUCCUAUUUAUAUUCUUUGUACAUAUUAAUAGGUUCUUUAAGCGGUGAAGAUUCUGGUUCUGUUGUAACAUUUCAUGACAAUGAAAAUCUCGAUUUCAAUGUAAUUUAGGUAUUCUCAAGCUUCCUUUUUGGUGAAUGGAUCUAACUUUUCUCCUA
Messenger RNA from Capsicum annuum, 1791 nucleotides. RefSeq names its product F-box protein At3g12350. Lineage: Eukaryota; Viridiplantae; Streptophyta; Magnoliopsida; Solanales; Solanaceae. Gene Ontology annotation, molecular function: protein binding. Bases 231 to 1586 code for a protein of 451 amino acids. The record is from RefSeq and is a predicted model, not a curated record. The transcript has 2 exons.